AUGAUAAAGGUGGAGGCCGCUGGCAGCUCAUCGGCGCGCGCGCCCUCGUUGCCGACGCACACACACGUGGAGACUCGCAUGCUUGGCCAGCUUCCUUCGCAGAUGGCGAGCUCCUCGAUCGAGGCAUGGUGUGACGGUGUCCAGUGCCUCACGGAGGAGUACUUCUCCCGUCUUGGUGGGGUUGUUGUAGCGCACCUAGGCAUGCGCGCUCAGAGUAUACAGGACCAGCGCAGUAGCGGCGGCCGCGGCGCGGCAGAGAAGCGCGAAAUCAUGAGCAAGCUGCAAAGCGAGCACGAGGAAAAUUUGGCGCUGGCUGUGCCGGCGACAGACAUCGAAGCGACGGAAAUGGCGCUGCUCCAGCAGCUGUGGACGCACCAUCAGGUGCAGCAGAAGCGUAAGAGACCAGUGGCGGUGGACGAUGGAACUGAAAAGGAAGACCGUCCGAGCGGCGCAUCACGAGGCGGGGCAUCGACACCGGAUGCAGUAGCAGAAGAAGCCCUCACCACACGUGAUGGGGCAUCUUGCAUUCGGCCUCCAUCUUCCUCCGCGGCAGCGGCAGCACCCGAGGACGCUGCAUCGAGUGUCCUGUGUGACACGGAGGGAAACCCGGUCCUGACGACGCAGCAGCACCCGGCGUCCGAGUCGGCUGCUCGCAUUCCCGCGGAUCUGCUGGAGCUCUUUCGCACUGCGCAGGCGCUGCACUCCGCCGCCUCGGGCAGCACCGGGGCACCGCCGCGGGCAACCCCGUCUGAGGAGGCUGCGGCAGCAGGAGAAAGCCCCUUCGACGCCACCACAGACCGUCUAUCUCGAGUGCCAGUGGUGCUGAGCGAGGAGGAGAAUGCGCAGGCCUCCGCGAUGGCGCUCUUGUGUUUUCGCUACUUCUACAGCUCGAAUUCGACGCUGGCAUCACCGGUGGAAGCAGCCGCCCCGCUCGUCUCGGCCACAAACCCCCCCGAGCAGCCACCGCAGCCCGCCCAUGUACGUGAAAAGCUGGCCGCCACCACUAUAGUCCCGAAGCAGAAGCGGAAGCUCAUUACGAAGCCUGGCAGCUUGGACCCUGCUGAGCACCAGCACCAGCCAUCACCAUCACCCAUGGCAUCCUCCACACCGGCUUAUGCAGCGGAUCGCCUGAGGGCAGAGUUGGCUUCGCUGUUUCCGCAGCAGGCACAGCGGGUGCGGGGCGACUUCUCCUGUGGCCUUCCCCCACAGCGCGCCUUCUUCACGGGCGCCUACACGUCCGUCGACGCAGACGCCGCCGCGGAGAAGUCGCGGCCAGAGAGCAAAGGUCGCAACAACCACGUCGCCUUCCUUAACGCGGACCGGACAAGUGACGGGGCUCACGGGGCAGGCGGUCGGCUUCCUCUCACCAACCCCACGGUGGGGAGCCCCUCCACGGAGGACGCAUACAACAGCGGCGCCUCCCGCAGCAAAGGUGCGCUCAAGCUGCCGCUGCUAAACUCGUAUGCAUCCCCCGCGCCGGCAGGCGAGCGUCCGCCUUCCGCCGCUGCCUCCUCUCUUCCGACACCACCCACCACAACCACAGCAGCAGCAGCGGGGACGCCGCAUGCUAGUGACCAAUGCCCGGUACUUCCUGCUCUGGCUCCCGGUACUACCGCGGCGCCGAGAAGCGUUACGACCACGACAGCAGUCCCAGCAUCAGAAACGGCAGCGUCAGCACAGAAGCACGGCAGCGGCACUAACAAAGCGAAGAAAAGAGGCGGCAGCGGGCAGCUCCGCCGUGCGCCGCGGCUCCUGCCCAAGUCUGUGGUCCUGCCGCCGAACUACAGUGGCGUUCACGGUGAGCAGCUCACGAUGACGCAGCUGGAGCAGCUCGUGACAAGUGUUUCAGAAGAUGGCGCGGUGGCGGAGGCGGAUGUGAAGCGCCAGUGCGACGCUGUGGAUGCUGCGGCAGAGGAGGUGUACCGUCUGCAACAGGCCGUGGCGCGUGUGCUGCUGGAGAAUAUACAGCUGGAGAAGGACAUUCAUACCCUGACGGCCACAUCACACGCAUGCGCGGUGGGGGAUGAGGAUGGCGAUGCGGACGAGGCUGGCCGGGGGACAGACGCCGCUGCAGCGGUGAAGGGACGGCACCACAGCGACGGUAACAAGACCCGUGUCCGCAUGGGGGCGAUGUCGUGCUUCUCUGCUUCGACCCCCUCCUCAGUAUCCGCGGGCCACCUCUCUGCAGAGAAGCGCAAGCGACAGCUCACUCUGUCACCUGCGCCGAUGCCCCUGCCGCAUCCAAAAUGCGCACUCACCGCCGCCUCCCUCCUUCUGCAUGCCCCCGGGGAGAAGAAGGCACGGCCGCCGGUCUCAGCGGGAGCGGCAGCAGUGCCACAGCCGUGGCCGUGGAGACAGGAAAGUCCUCCGGCGGAAAAGACAAGGCUGAGCCCGAAGAGCUCCUGCAAGCACAAGACACGCGCCGCCGUGUCUCCCAUCGCCACUGCGGCCGAGGGGGUGGCGGCGGACGGGCAGCAGGACCCGCGCACAAUCCUGAAGGAGCUCCGCAGUGCCAUCGCGAGUCGCGAGGCGGAAAAGGCGCAGACACUCGCCGAGAUCUAUGCCCUCUCGAGCCGCGUCACCCGCCACGACACACUUUUGCAUGCCGUGGCGGAGUACUGGCGACGCAAUGCUGCCGUGAUGAAGCGGCAGCACUUUGCUGUGCAGUCGCAGCCGAAGCAGUCCAUGUCGUCGGGGACCAUAACCCGGCUUGGCGAUGGUGGCGAUGGGCGGGCCUCCGAGAACGCCGUUGGGACCAUCUCCUCAGCGUACCUGUUCAAUGCCUCAGACGGGACGCAUGGCGUUGUCCCUCAAGCCAACAGCAGCAACAGUGGGCAUUCAACCUCAAGCCACAAGUGUAGCCAUAGCACCGUCAUCACCGCCACCAUGAGCCUGUCAGGACAGAUGACGAACCUGGACGGGUCACCGUCGCAGGUGCAGCGGGCCCUCGCGCAGAUGGAGGCCCUCUCACCAACCCCGCUGAGCAGCACCCCCUCCUUCGACCUACGCAUCACCUCAUCCGUACCAAGCGCACUCUCACCACCGCUGCAGAUGCGGCCGCUAGUGCGACGGCAGAUCAUUCCCCCGCGCCAACGUGCUCAGGAGAGCGACUCAGGGCCGAAUAGGCCAGACGCCAUCCACACCACUCUCAGUGGUGCAACUGGUGCUGCAGCCGAGGUGGAGAGCACGCCGGUGCGAGUCCGAGUGGGCGUUCACGUGACGCUGCCGAUGGAGGACGAGCUUGGUGGCAGGCUGCAGCGAAACGUGGUCACAUGGCCUCGGGAGGGCCCCACCGCCGCUUCUGCUGCAGUCGUCCCAUCUUCGGCUCUCACGGACACCGACACCACGGCCACGACGUUCAUCAGAUCCCCCGAGUCCGUGUUGGACACGAUGGGCAGGCCGCCGAGCGGCUCCCCCGCCUUCUUCACCGUCGGAGCGCCACCAGUCCUGAAGCAAGAGCAGCGUAAGAACGAGCAUGGGCUUGCUGCGUCGGCGGUAGCAGUGGACCUGUUCAACAACAGCCCUCGACGCUGGCCAGGCAACCUCUUGGCAUCCCCACUGGGCUUCACCCAAGUCUACGACAAAGAGGCAGGAGAGGACGACGAUGACGUGUGCGGCGGUGGCAGCUUCCCGACCACCCCUCUGCACCCCAGCCGCAGUACCACAGCAAACAACAGCCACAACUACGCCAUCGGCGGCAUGCGGCGCGGGGAUGAAGAUGUCCUGGAUCGUGGAUCGUGGCGCACCAUACCGGCCCUUCAGCUGGAGAACGUGGACGAGAUUGCAGAGUUCAUCUACAGCGUCUUCGAGCGUCCGUAA
Molecule: messenger RNA, 3819 nt
Organism: Leishmania mexicana MHOM/GT/2001/U1103
Lineage: Eukaryota; Euglenozoa; Kinetoplastea; Trypanosomatida; Trypanosomatidae
Exons: 1
Coding region: 1-3819 (1272 amino acids)
Source: RefSeq, a predicted model, not a curated record